Drosophila busckii is the source of this 1386-nucleotide messenger RNA. Its product is annotated as protein FAM8A1. The record is from RefSeq and is a predicted model, not a curated record. The coding region runs from base 105 to 1160 and encodes 351 amino acids. NCBI's taxonomy places the organism in Eukaryota, Metazoa, Arthropoda, Insecta, Diptera, Drosophilidae. The transcript has a single exon.
UCAACAACCCUAAUCCCCUAACACGUCAACCUAAACAAUCAAGUAAAAAAAUAUAAACUAAAUAACAAUAGCCCAUUUAAAUAUACUGCCUAAGCAUUCCAAGCAUGGGCGACAAGGACACCAGCGAAGUGGCUACGCCGCAAGCAGCUAGCGAAGUGAAAGAACGCAAGCCAUAUGCGAUAAACAAGGAACUGUCGACAAAAGAGGCGUAUUUCGCCAGCCUGGAGGAAUGGGCAAAACAGGCAGCAUUGAUACAAAUGUUUCCCAACUAUUUCAUGGCCAACUACAGUUACCCCCAGAUGCUACAAUCGCAAUUCCCAUUCCCAGCGCCUGGCAUUAAUCCACUGCUUACAAAUCGACAAACUACGCCACAGCUACAGCAACAGCCGCAGCCUCAGCCACAGCAACUGCCUCUUCCUGGACAGGGCAAUGCUGCAGCUGCACAACCUAAUUUCAAUCGCUUUCGCGUGCUUGAUGAAGUACAGCAACAGGAGAUUAUACAGCGUGUCGGUGGCACUGAAGUGGUAGUAGCGCCGUUUUGGAAGCGCGCUGUUGCCGAGGCCAUCGAUAUGGUUAUUUUAUUUAUAUUAAAAAUUAUUGUCACAUUCUCACUUUUCCACGUAUUCGAUUUGGCCUUCGACAAGGAUGUGGUGCGCAAGACAUUAGACGAAGACGACAUCUUCAACUUUUUGGACAUUUCAAUGGACUUUUUGACGCUCUCCUCAGACCUGCUGCUCAUUGAACUAGUCACAAAGCUAAUUGUCUGCUUAUACGAAUGCCUCUGGACUGUAUUUUACCAUGGCGCCACGCCUGGCAAAUCACUGAUGAAGAUACGCAUCGUCUAUGUGGAAGCGGUGGUUCCUUUACAGCCACCCGUCAUGCCGCAGUUUGUUUUCCAACCGCAACGUGAGCCGCUACGUGCCGUGCUCUAUCCAGCAGAGACGCCCGGCUUUAUUCGAGCGCUGAUGCGUGCGUUUGCCAAGAAUCUGGUCAUGACUUUACUAUUCCCCAUAUGCGUGGUGAUGAUAUUCUUUAAAAACAAUUGCACAGUGUACGACAUAAUAACCAAGACAAUUGUAGUCGAGGCGAAUUCAAAUCGACUUCCAGCCGCUGGUGCAGUUCCACAACCGCAGGCGCAGGUACGCCCACAUCAACAUUAGUCAGUUGGUUAUGGGUUGUAGCCAGUUUAUGCCAAAUUUUGUAGGGUAUGGCAGUACUCAUUUAAAUUUAUUGUUAAUGUUGAAAUUAAAGGUGAUGCACAUCUAAUUAACAGUUUCAUUUGACCAAGUACAUUUUGCCAUGUAUAACUUGAUUGUUUAGUUUUUUUUUCGAGCACAAUACUACAUUUAAAAUGGCACCAAUAUCGUUAAACUAUUAUUGCUGUUA